GCGGAGGUCGGAGCCGGACCACAACGGAAGGGGCGCUGCAGCGCCGAAAGCCCGGCCAGCGGAUCCCGGCGUGCCCAAACUUGCCCGGCUCGGUUUCUGCCGGGCCCUCCGGUGGGAUCGCUCGGGGCUGCUUGCGGGGAAAUCGCCCUCCCUGGCCCGGUGGGAUUUUUAGCUGCUUGAAGAAGUUAAAUUUCCUUAGAGUUCCUGACUCUGGAAAACAGAUUAAGGCUCCUGAAAGAAACAUGCCUCCCAAACGCAAGUCUUCUACCCGGGCCCAGGCACCCGUCAAGGAGAAGAAGGUUAAAGAAGAACCAGAGCCGGAGGAAGAUAGUUUCCACUCCACUGUGGCAGCACUUAAAGCUGCUCCCAAGGAGAAGCUGAAGAGCAAAAUUGACUCUGCCUGUCAGCUGAGCAAUGUGGAUGAUGCCAAGAUUUAUGAAGACUACGACUGCAUGCUGAACCAAACUAACAUCGGCCACAACAACAACAAGUUUUAUAUCAUUCAACUCAUUGAACACAAUGGGAGUUAUAGCUGUUGGAAUCGGUGGGGCCGUGUGGGUGAAGUGGGACAGUCAAAACUCAGCAGCUUUCCUUCCCUGGAAGCUGCCAAGAAAGAUUUUGAGAAGAAGUUUCGAGAUAAGACAAAAAACAGCUGGGCUGACCGGGAGAACUUUGUAGCUUAUGAUGGCAAGUACACCCUGAUUGAGGUGCAUCAUGGAGAUGAGGAAGAGCAAGAGGUGUCAGUGAAGGUGGACACUGUAGAUGGAGUGAAGUUGUCCAAGCAGAGGAUACGACCCUGCACUUUGGACAAGCCUACCCAGGAGCUGGUCUCCCUCAUUUUCAGCAAUGACAUGUUUAAAGAUGCCAUGCAGACCAUGAAUAUAGAUGUGAAGAAGAUGCCCCUGGGGAAGCUCAGCAAGCAACAGAUCGCCAAAGGCUUUGAAGCUCUGGAGGCCAUUGAGACAGCCCUGCAGAAGCCGCCACCCUCACAGAAACAGCUGGAGGAGCUUUCCUCUCGCUUUUAUACCAUCAUCCCUCACAACUUUGGCCGUAACCGGCCUCCACCAAUUGAUACACAGGAGGUCAUCCAAGCUAAGAAGGACAUGUUGUUGGUACUGGCAGAUAUUGAACUGGCCCAGAGCUUACAGGCCCAGAAGGAGGAGGAAGAGGAAAUUAAGAUAGAAGUUCCACAUCCUCUGGACAAGGACUAUGGCCUCCUGAAGUGUGUUCUUACCCUGGUGGAUCCAUCAUCAGAGGAUUAUAAGCUGAUUGAAACAUAUGUGGAAAACACUGGCAGAGAUUGCCAAAAGCUCACGGUGCUGAAUAUCUGGAAGGUGAACAGGGAAGGUGAGGCUGCCCGUUUCAAGUCUCAUGACCACCUGGAAAACAGGCGGUUGCUGUGGCAUGGCACCAGUGUGGCUGUCAUUGCUGCCAUCUUGAAGAGCGGCCUGCGCAUCAUGCCACACUCAGGCGGCCGUGUGGGCAGGGGCCUUUACUUCGCAUCGGAGAACAGCAAAUCAGCCGGAUAUGUGGGCCCCACUUCCAAGCGAGUAGGAAUCAUGUUCCUGAAUGAGGUGGUCCUCGGCAAAGAGUAUCGCAUUGUCCGUGAUGACCCUUCACUGCGAAAGCCUCCAGAUGGUUAUGAUAGUGUCCUCGCAUGUGGCAUGACUGAACCAGAUCCUGCACAUGAUAAAGAGAUAAUCCUGGAUGGAAAAAAGGUGCUGGUAUCCCAAGGAAAGCCCAUUCCUGUGGCCAAGUAUAAGGACUCCAACUUCAGCCAAAGCGAGUACUUGAUUUAUCAGGAGAGUCAAUGUCGCAUUCGCUACCUUGUUCAGCUUCUCUUCUGAAGCCUUCCUUUAGAGGCUGUCUUGCUGGGACUCACGCUCUCCACCAUGAAGAUCCUUGUCUUUCUAGUGUUGAGUAGACAGGUGUGAGUGGCCACAAUGACAAUCUGACUGCCUUGACUUUUCCACAUUCCCUGCUCUCCAUCAAUGGAAAAUACUUUCCGUAAUUUGUUUUCAGUUCUGUUGUGGGUCUCAUAAGAGACGAGAAUGCUAUUUUGUGACCUCCAUCCAAACAAAGAUUAUUUUGUGGCCUCGGGUGUAUUCCAAAGAGGCCAUUGCCAAAGACACACUUCUUUUGAAGGCAGAUUGGAUGCGUGUAUCCUGUAAAAUAAAGUGUGUAUGAUGAUUCUGCA
This is a messenger RNA of Pogona vitticeps (central bearded dragon), 2197 nucleotides long. RefSeq names its product poly(ADP-ribose) polymerase family member 3 (gene PARP3). NCBI's taxonomy places the organism in Eukaryota, Metazoa, Chordata, Lepidosauria, Squamata, Agamidae. The record is from RefSeq and is a predicted model, not a curated record. Gene Ontology annotation, molecular function: NAD+ poly-ADP-ribosyltransferase activity. Gene Ontology annotation, biological process: double-strand break repair; protein poly-ADP-ribosylation. Gene Ontology annotation, cellular component: nucleolus; site of double-strand break.